AUGGCCCUCUUUUCCUCCAUCACCUUGAACUACUUCCGUAUUUGCUUCUUGUUGUCCAUUGCAUACUACAUCAUUAAGGAUCCUAACGCCCUUCUCCUCAACAACUAUGUGAUUAUCUUUGGCAAGUCGCUCGAAUUGCCCAUUAUCGACAAUUUGUCCAGUCAUAGCAACGACAACCUCUUGGGCUUGUUCUCGGUUCUCUUCAUUGUCUUUGCUCUCAAUGACUUAAUAGUUAUUGUGUCCUUGUUGAAUGUUCCAAUCUUCAAGAACUUGAAUUCAACCACUCCAACUCUAGUCAUCGACCAAGAUAACAACCGAAUCGACCCCAACGAUUCAAGUAACUUGGACAGAUACGAAUUCAAUACCUCAAAUAAACUAUACUAUAUCUAUUUUGAAAACUUAAUUCCCUUCAGAUUGUUGGUUCUAUUUUUCAUCAUUAUUUAUUCCUACUUUUCGGCAAACUAUUACUUUUACAAUGACUUGGUCAUACUCUAUUGUUUCUUGGAAAUUUGGAUCAAUUUCAUGAUAUAUAACUCUUUAAAACAAGAAAAGGAAUUGAGAGUAAGAAAUUUCGGUAGAGAUUACAUCUAUGAAAAAGAAUUGAAUGAAAAUAAUUUCAUUAAAGAAGACGAUCAAAAUCAAAGCGAAAGUGAUAGUGAUAGUGAUAAUGAAAGCAAUGAUCUCGAUGGAAAUACAGAUGGUUGGGAUAACAAGUUCGAAGAACCAAUAAGAUUAUAA
This is a messenger RNA of Ascoidea rubescens DSM 1968, 738 nucleotides long. RefSeq names its product Ilm1p (gene ILM1). The record is from RefSeq and is a predicted model, not a curated record. The transcript has a single exon. NCBI's taxonomy places the organism in Eukaryota, Fungi, Ascomycota, Saccharomycetes, Ascoideales, Ascoideaceae. Bases 1 to 738 code for a protein of 245 amino acids.